AUGUAUUCAAACGAUGAAUUGGAUAAUCUACCGAAAUUGAACAAGAUGAUUCCAAAACACAUACAGGAUGUGGUUUCUAUUGGCACUUUCGUCAUAUUGAUGCCGUUAGGCUUUCUGAUUCACCUCUUCUAUAUUAUGCCCACAUGGUGGCCUGCCUUUGGAGAAGCUUGGGUAAUAAGAACAUCCAUUUUUGGAUUUUUGGCUUUCAACGUAUACGUUAACUGGUUCCGCAUGAUACAAACGGGACCAAAUGGUAGUAAAGCUGUUCUUGUUGACAUUGUGAAAUCAGGAUACAGGUUUUGCCAUUCCUGCAGAGCUAAUGCUCCACCCAGAGCUUAUCAUUGUCCAGUCUGUGACGCAUGUCAAUUCCGCAGAGAUCAUCACUGCUCAUUUGGUGCAGUGUGUAUCGGACAUUUCAAUCAGAGAUACUUCGUUGGAGCGAUUCUGAAUCUCUUCGCGUUGCAAACCGUUCUCUCUCUAUAUGCCUGGGAGUUCCUCUGGCUUAACAUGGAUGGCCAAUUUACCAUUCUUAAAGCAUGGCAAAUCGUGUUACCUCACUUAGCUCUCGUUGCAAGGAUUCUAUCAUUCUACCAGUUUGUGGUUGUUCUUUUCUAUGCUUGCAAUAUGACGGUUUUACUGUUUACACUAUACCUGAUUGCAGCCCAAGCAUUCUGUAUCUGGCAGGGUCAAACCAGAGUGGAAUAUCUACUUGAUGUUCAUGCCUAUCAGAUUGGUGUUUUUGGAAAUUUGAAAGAAUGCCUUGGGAGUCGUUGGCCUUUGAUAGCCCUAUCUCCUUUCAUACCCUCACCCCUGCCGUCCGACGGAACCUCCUUCUCAGUUAGAGAAAUCCCAGAACUUUCUCGUGCGAAAGACAUGUAA
Molecule: messenger RNA, 879 nt
Organism: Auanema sp. JU1783
Lineage: Eukaryota; Metazoa; Nematoda; Chromadorea; Rhabditida; Rhabditidae
Source: the annotation of a GenBank genome assembly